Parnassius mnemosyne (clouded apollo) is the source of this 2124-nucleotide messenger RNA. The record is from the annotation of a GenBank genome assembly. NCBI's taxonomy places the organism in Eukaryota, Metazoa, Arthropoda, Insecta, Lepidoptera, Papilionidae.
AUGUCGAAAAUAACAAGACCUAGUUCCUUGCGAGUGUUUAGCUUGUGUGUGAUGAUUUUUGUGUUAAAUUACGUAAAUUGCAAUACAUUUGUCAAUGAAUUGUUGCUAAGUGAACAUCAUCAUGUGCAUUGUACUCACGAGCACCCCAAAGAAGAUCAAGUCGUCCGUGGAGUGCACAUAGAAGCCGCUCAUCUAGUUAAGAAGAGAAGUAUAGAUCAGCCCCUUAGGAUAAGCAUAUUCUAUGACCACUCUGUAUAUAGAUUAGAACCUGAGAAAUUCGAUAUGAUAAAUAAUACAAUAUUACCGGAGGCUGUGAAGUUUUGGGAGCAAGCUCUAAAAGUCCGGAAGACUGGGGGCCCGAUCAAACUUAACAGGAAAUGUCCAACGCGACAGGUGUUUAUACGAGGUGGAAGGUCGCACUGCAUUGACUCCUGCAACGCUGAGACCAUGUGUGGGGAAGUCAGAGUACCAGAAUAUCACUUAAAUCCUUGUUACGUUUGCAACAGUACCGGCCACAACUGCCGCGCCCUCCCUCGCCAGCGAAUCAGGUUCGAAGAGGAACUAGACCUGACCACAGAGGUUAAUGACAACGCCCUAAACGACGGGGCAGAUAUAACAGCCCCAGCUGAAGAGUAUGAGGAACCAAAGGGAGUAGAAGAUACAGAUUUCGUUCUGUACGUGAGUGCAGUAGAGACUGAAAGGUGUAGACGCGGCUUGACUGUGGCGUAUGCGUCACACUGUCAGCAGGAGUCGGCUUUGGACAGGCCUGUAGCGGGACACGCGAACUUCUGUCCGGGCGAGCUGUCCACCAACUAUAGGGACUUACCAUCUGUGCUUUCAACAGUGAAACAUGAAAUGCUGCAUGCUCUUGGCUUCAGUGUUUCGCUAUUUGGGUUCUACCGGGACGACAAUGGAGAACCGCUGACUGAAAGGCGAACUGACACCGGGGAUCCGCCAUUAGAUGAAGAGUUACAGAUUCACAAGUGGUCGUCUAGAGUUGUCAAAAACAUCACCCGUAAGAACUGGAUGGUCAGGGGAGGGUAUAUGGAGCGGACCUUUCAUAUGAUCGUCACCCCUCGGGUCGUUAAAGAGGUGCGAGAGCACUUCAACUGCUCGAAGCUAGAGGGCGCUGAGUUGGAGGACCAGGGGGGUGAUGGAACCGCCCUCACGCAUUGGGAGAAGAGGGUUUUCGAGAACGAGGCCAUGACUGGGACGCACACGCAAAAUUCCGUGUUCAGUCGGAUCACCUUCGCAAUGAUGGAGGACACGGGCUGGUACCGCGCGGACUAUUCCCACGCUGCCCCCUUGUAUUGGGGGAAGAACUUGGGCUGUAGAUUCGCGAUGGCCUCCUGCAAACAGUGGCUGAACACUCAAAGGUUGAGACGUAAGAAUCCAGCGCCCUUUUGCGAGCGGGUGAAGGGUGAUCCGUUGAGGACAGAAUGCUCAGCGAGGAGGACAGCGGUGGUACUCUGUAACCUGGUGCGACAUGAUACCGUCCUACCGAGGGCCUAUCAGCACUUCGACAUUCUUCCCAACGUGCCCCCAGGUGACGAGGCCUACUACGGUGGCUCAGUUUCCCUGGCUGACUACUGCCCGUAUCUGCAGGAGUUCACCUGGAAACACAAAAGUGUACUUAUCAGAGGAAGUAGGUGUUCCUACGAGGAAAAUACGCCAAAGACUGAUGUGAACUUCGCCCUGGAGAACUACGGAGCGCACUCGAAGUGCUUCGACCAUAGCGACAGAGUCUGGGAGCAGAAGUCUUGCCGACAGAUUAGGGAAUGGCAACACUGGGGCUCCGGUUGCUACAAAUACAAAUGUCAAAGUGGGCGACUACACAUUAUGGUGGGCAACUACUCGUACACAUGUUAUUACGCGGGACAAGUCCUCCAAGUUAGAAUAAUGCAACGUGGUUGGCUGCAUCGAGGCGGAGUUGUCUGUCCGCCGUGUAGAGAGCUUUGCGGCGAGGAGUUUUCUUCUCGUGGAGAAUAUUGCAAAGGCGGCGAAGAAGCACCACCACCGAACCUAUAUCCCAACGACGUGUUAGUUUGUCGAGCACCCGCGCUUUCUCCUGUCGCCAUAUUGUUGACGGCGGCCAUUUUGUGCAUAUACAACGUAAUAUUUUGA